UCUCUCUCAGUAAGCUUCAGUUCUCGUGUGAACAAGCAGCACUUUUUUUCUUAUGCGAUCAUUUUGAGGUUUUUCUUUUCUUUUAUAAAAGUAACACUAAAGAUCAGCCACCUUUUCUGCCACUUUCAUGGAAGAAUUGUGGGAGUACUUCGUGGAUUUUGCGGUGCGCCCACGCUGGUUCUGGUGCGGGGACAUUCAUUCGGGGAAUGCUGGAGUGAUUUGUGCGGAUCUGAUCUGACGCCGGAGGACAGCAGCUAAAUGCGGCUGACUGCAGAACCUGCACCGGGGUCCAGCAUGAACAGCAGCGGAUCUGGAAACUUCCUGCUGGUUCCCAUCCCGGAGUAUCCUCUGCUGGACUGUGUGCCCAACAAGACCGUCAAGAUCGUGGUGCUGGGAGCCAGCAACGUCGGCAAAACAGCUCUGAUUGUCCGAUUUCUGACUAAGAGGUUCAUCGGAGAUUAUGAAGCAAACACUGGCGCCCUCUACUCCAGAAAAGUCACACUGGAUGGGGAGGAGGUGUCACUUCAGAUCCAGGAUACACCCUGUGUCGCCCUCCAGGAUGACGCUGAAGGUCUAUACUGCCAGGAGCAAAUCAACAGGUCGAUCUACUGGGCCGAUGGCUACGUGCUGGUUUUUUCCAUCACAGACCACAACAGCUACAGAACCAUCCAGCCACUGUACCAGCACGUCCGACGUAUACACCCCUCUGGAAACAUACCCGUUAUACUGAUUGGCAACAAGAGCGACCUGCUCAGAGCUCGGCAAGUCCCACCUGACGAGGGAGAAACCUUAGCUGCUUCGUUAGGGGGUGUUUACUUUGAGGCCUCAGCCAGAGAAAACCAUGAGGGAGUCCAUGCUGCCUUUCUCCAUCUGUGUCAGGAGGUGAUCCGCGCACUCGGAGGUGGAAAUGGAGAAAAAAGGAAAGGAGGCCUCCACCUAGCCAGACCAAAAUCUCCAAACAUGCAGGAGCUGAAGAGGAGGUUCAGGCAGGUCCUCUCCUCUAAAGUCAAGUCAGCCACAACUCUGUGACCACCGGAUGAACCGCAGACAUGACAAAGAUAUAAGCUUCCGUUGGAAAGGAAACAGGUUACAACUGUAGAGUCUCUUGAUUGGAAAGCUGAAGACUAAUGUCAACAGUUGUCCAUACUGAAGAGUUUGGACUUUGACGACAUAACGAUGUACAGCCGAACUCUGCAUUCUAAAGCCCAAAACCUCCAUCAGGACAAGGUUGGAUAAAGACUCAAGAAAACUAUCUAACAGCAAAUCUGGUCUCCUCUGUUUUGGAUGAUGCUUGUGGUGAAGACAACUUAUUUCCAGACUUAAGCACAAUAAGAAUAACCUAUUUGGCAGCAUAAUUAUGAAGAUAAUUUCAAUUUAUUUCAUUGUAAUUUAUACAAACAUCCACAUUCUAUUGAAGACAGGUCAGGACUGCAGGCAGGCCAGUCCAGUACCUAUAUCCUUGUCUUCCAUCUCAUUACAGGCCCUAAAUCGACCAUGUCCCAGUGAUUUUUGGAAUGUGUUGCUGGCCUUAAAUGCAGGAAUAGGUGCAUAUUAAAUUAAAUGAAGUUGAAAACAUAAAAC
Thalassophryne amazonica is the source of this 1581-nucleotide messenger RNA. It is a transcript of the gene rasl11a, whose product is annotated as RAS-like, family 11, member A. Bases 259 to 1029 code for a protein of 256 amino acids. The transcript has 8 exons. The record is from RefSeq and is a predicted model, not a curated record. NCBI's taxonomy places the organism in Eukaryota, Metazoa, Chordata, Actinopteri, Batrachoidiformes, Batrachoididae. Gene Ontology annotation, molecular function: GTP binding; GTPase activity.